AUGUUGCACAGUUCAUUACCACGGGCAUUCCUCGCCCCUGGAUUGAAUUAUCUGGGUUACUACGGUGACGAGAUCCAUCAGCAUUCAUACGGUACCACUUGGCACAUUCCAAUGGAGAAUCCCCCGACCUAUUCAAGGGUCCCUGAUCAUCAAAUUCUUCAAACCUGGGAUCUGUCCAGAUCGUCCACGCCAUGUCCACUCGACUUAUCUCUGAAACCACCGCCUACACCAAGCACACCCAAGACCGAAGAUUCGAUCGUAAUAACAGAUUUGAAGAAGGAUCACAGAACAUUGGAUGAAGCGAAUAAAGAAUCGGAAAAUUGCAGAUAUGGAAGGAACAGCGACGAAUCAAGUCCCCUUAUAGUCGACGAUUUUGACACCGUACCUCGAAGCUCCUCGGUGCACAGUCAUUCGAGCUACGAGCAAGUUCUGUCCAAGAAAGAGCCUUUGCAAGCUCAAGAAUUGACGGUCAAAGCUUGCACCUUCGAAGAAGCCACUCGUUUGGCUCCCUUUGGCUCGACCAACGAAAUUUCCUCCAAAUAUUAUGCGCACAAUCAAAAACUUUUGUUAACCAGCCCCAACCAUCUGCAGUCGGCAGUGCAAGGCUACCAUCAACAACUUUUGCUGACUCCACAGCAUCACUUGCAGGGAAUGCAGCACGCGCCUAUGACUCCACCUAGCACACCAUCGCCUCCGCAGUGUCCCAGAAGAAAAGCCAGGGAAGAAGAUUCGAGUCCAGCUUCGACGACCAGCAAUACCGGCCUGUCUAACGGAUCCAGAUCAGGAUCGAGUGAAAAACUUCUCCAGAGGCCGAAGAAGAAGCACGCCAGAAGGCUGAAGUUUGACGAGGACACCAGCAGCCCUGUAUCGGGCACUGUGAUUCUGGGCCCGGACGAGGCGGUGGUCACUGGAGACAUUGAUCCGGCCUUCAACAUCGUUGAAGUCACCGAGGAGGCGCGAGCGGAACUGGCCAAGAUCGAGAACAGGCUCGGCCCAUAUCAAUGCAAGCUCUGCAGGCAAUUGCACGAGGACGCGUUCCAAUUGGCCCAGCACAGAUGCUCGAGGAUAGCCCAUGUCGAGUAUAGAUGCCCCGAAUGCGACAAGAGGUUCUCCUGUCCGGCCAACUUGGCAUCGCAUCGACGCUGGCAUAAACCUAGAUUGGCUAAUGGCGAACAUUCCUCUUCCACGGCAAGUAUUGAGAUACCGUGCACCAGGUGCGACGCCAAGUUCACCAGGCAGGCAGCGUUGAGGAAACAUUUGGCCAGCCAGCAUCCAGAGGCAAAUAACAACAACAACAAUAACAACAACAUUAUUUUGGACACGCAAGGAGCUGCUGUUGGUAAGACUGAUGUUGUUCAGGUGGUUAAUGAUGGUUCGUUGAACACCGAGAUACCCUGA
This is a messenger RNA of Apis laboriosa (Himalayan honeybee), 1398 nucleotides long. RefSeq lists its product as uncharacterized. Lineage: Eukaryota; Metazoa; Arthropoda; Insecta; Hymenoptera; Apidae. Gene Ontology annotation, molecular function: RNA polymerase II cis-regulatory region sequence-specific DNA binding; DNA-binding transcription repressor activity, RNA polymerase II-specific. Gene Ontology annotation, biological process: neuron differentiation; negative regulation of transcription by RNA polymerase II; regulation of cell cycle process. Gene Ontology annotation, cellular component: transcription repressor complex; nucleus. The record is from RefSeq and is a predicted model, not a curated record. Bases 1 to 1398 code for a protein of 465 amino acids. The transcript has a single exon.